This is a messenger RNA of Chaetura pelagica (chimney swift), 1616 nucleotides long. RefSeq names its product F-box protein 33 (gene FBXO33). The transcript has 5 exons. The record is from RefSeq and is a predicted model, not a curated record. Gene Ontology annotation, biological process: SCF-dependent proteasomal ubiquitin-dependent protein catabolic process; positive regulation of protein ubiquitination. Bases 1 to 1266 code for a protein of 421 amino acids. Gene Ontology annotation, cellular component: SCF ubiquitin ligase complex. Lineage: Eukaryota; Metazoa; Chordata; Aves; Apodiformes; Apodidae.
AUGGGAGACGUACGGGGCUGCCGUAAUAAAAACUUUUUUCGCCCUUUUGAAGGAAGGGAAGAUGCUGCUCAAACGGAGCGAGAUGGUUCUUUCAUAACUUCUGUCAGCCCUUAUGAUAGCUUUUUGGCAGAGAAGUUCAAAGAACUUCCAUCUUAUACUUCAGAGCUAGGAAAGAAGAAAUCUACUUUUGUGAAAUGGAACCUCCAGAAGCUAAGUCUCUUUGGGGAUAUAAGCAUUCUGCAGCAACAUGGAAGUAUAUCUAAUACAUACCUCGGCAAGGUUGACCCUGAUGGCAAGAAGAUUAAGCAAAUCCAACAGCUGUUUGAAGAGAUAUUAGGCAAUAGCAGGCAAUUGAAAUGGCUGUCUUGUGGGUUUAUGCUGCAGAUAGUAACUCCCACGUCGUUGUCCUCCUUAUCAAACCCCAUAGCCAACACCAUGGAACAUCUGAGCUUACUGGACAACCACAUCCCUGGUAAUACCACCCUUAUCACUGCGGUUGAAUUGGAGCGCUUUGUCAAUCUGCGUUCACUUGCUUUGGAUUUCUGUGAUUUUACAGCUGAAAUGGCAAGAGUCCUGGCUGACAGCAAUCAUGUGCCUUUGCAUCGACUGUCUCUCCUGGUCCACAGUGUUUCCAUAAUGCACAAGUCAUUGGACAGUAUGCCAGAAGAUGAGAAUUGGAAGGCGCUGACUCGCAACAGCACUAAUCUUCGGGUCUAUAUAAUGGCUUUUGAUGUCAAGAGUGAUGAUAUGCUAAGGAUUCUUAAGCCCAGUAUCCCUCUAGAGAGGAUUCACUUUGACAGCUACAUCACUUGUGUUUCAGGAGCUGUUGUUGACCUCAUAUCGAGGCAGUAUGACAAGUUCCUCACUCAUUUUAUACUCAUGAAUGAUGUGAUAGAUAUGUCUGGCUUCCCAGAUCUUAGUGACAACCGGAAUGAAGAUCCACUUGUCUUACUAGCCUGGAGGUGCACAAGACUGUCUCUCCUAGCUGUUCAUGGUUACACAGUUUGGGCUCAUAAUCUUAUUGCAAUUGCUCGUCUUCGAGGCUCUGACCUGAAAGUUCUGGAAGUCACAGAAGAAAGCAUUGAUUUUGACCAAGGAGAACUGGCUGAUCAGGAUGUGGAUCCAGUACACAAUCUCAUUGAGCAAGUAUCUCUCGGAUUGGGUCGACCUUGGCACGCGGUAAUGGACAUAGAGCUUCUCAGUGUCUUCACUGAGCCAACCCGUCACUUUUACAGAGAGAUGCAAAGCUUCAGUGAAGGCAUUUAGCUCCUAUUUACAAUUCCUGUGGUUACAUAUGCAAGUAGGGUCCUAUUAUGUUUUUUUCAGUAGCGUGAAUUAACCCCUUUUGUGCUGUGUUUAAUCAGUAUUAGCUAUAUAGAAUUAUAUAUGUGUAUUCUACUUCUUGAUCAAAGAACGUAGUCGGGUAUUGGUUUAGAAGCUGCAAGUGGCAGUGUGCAGGGUUUUCACGGUUAAUGGACUUGUCUACCAAACCUUACAGAGAUGCAGCCAAGGGCUGUCUGAGGUUGCCGGCUAACUUGACUUUUAUGGAGUAGCUGCAUUUUCAAUCAUUUUACUCUUAUAUCGGAGUUCUGUGCUCAGGAGCCAACUCUUUGUAA